CAACUCGGAGCUGAACUGUGACCAAAAAGCUCAGCUAUCACCGUUAACUGCGUCCUAGCUGAGCUUUGUUGACCUGACGUUAUUUCAACUGCGUAGACACAAGAAACGCCGAGAAAUGAGACCACGCUCGACGAUGUUUUUGAGCAAACAGUGAAGCUUGUCCUGAAAAUAACACACAAAAAUGCACUUGUCGUUAGCUUCCCUCGCCAAGCCUAUACUUUAUGGAUACUUCAGAAGCUCCUGCUCCUGGAGGGUUCGCAUUGCUUUCGCUCUUAAAGGAAUCGAAUAUGACCAGGUUCCAGUCAAUCUGAUCCAAGAUGGAGGCCAGCAGCACACAAAGCAGUUUGAAUCAGUAAACCCCAUGAAGCAAGUACCUGCAGUGAAAAUUGAUGGCAUCACCCUCUGUCAGUCGCUGGCAGUGAUUCAGUACAUUGAUGAGACCAGACCAGGACCUCGUCUUCUCCCAGCAGACCCAAAGACACGAGCCCAGGUUCGGAUGAUCAGCGACCUCAUCGCCUCGGGGAUACAGCCUGUGCAGAAUUUGUCAGUGCUCCAGAAGAAAGGAAGCGAGAAGGAGCAGUGGGCUCAGCACUUCAUUAAUCAAGGCUUUCAAGCUCUUGAGCCAAUUCUAAAGCAAACAGCUGGGAAAUACUGUGUAGGUGACGAGAUUUCCAUGGCAGACACCUGUUUGGUCCCACAAGUCUACAACGCAGAGAGGUUCAAAGUGGACCUGGAGCAGUUUCCAACGAUCAAAAGGUUAAAUCAAACCUUACUUGAGAUGGAAGCGUUCAAAGUGAGCCACCCAUCUCGCCAACCGGAUACACCUCCUGAGCUACUUGCAUAAAGAUAAGAGCUCAACAGCUUUAUGCAGUUUGUUAAAUAAAAUGCUUUGAAAGUGA
Molecule: messenger RNA, 899 nt
Organism: Amphiprion ocellaris (clown anemonefish)
Lineage: Eukaryota; Metazoa; Chordata; Actinopteri; Pomacentridae
Gene: gstz1
Product: glutathione S-transferase zeta 1
Exons: 9
Coding region: 182-844 (220 amino acids)
Biological process (GO): glutathione metabolic process; L-phenylalanine catabolic process
Cellular component (GO): mitochondrion; cytoplasm
Molecular function (GO): maleylacetoacetate isomerase activity; glutathione transferase activity
Source: RefSeq, a predicted model, not a curated record